GUUUAUAAUAAUAUCAAAAAUUGUCGGUUGUAUCGAACUCUGUCGAUUGCAGCAAAAAUUGUGCUAUUAAAAUGUUGCAAAUCAUUUGAAGAAAAUGAGUUUAGAAACUAUUUCCUCUCUACAUAUAUCAACCUAUCGACCUUGUGCCUAUAUACGAAUUGUUUAUAUAAAAAAACGCUAACACACAGCUAUGAAUGGUAUCUUUCUGAAAGAGGCGAGUUCAACAAGUGCAUUUCCAAAUACCAACGAAAAUGCCAAACCUCAAGAAACAAAUGCUAUUCAAACGCACAACUCUUCCGAAAAAAACGUCAACUGCGACGGAAAAUCAUUUUGCACUGAGGUGCCAAAUUAUUUAGAGCAAACGCAAUUACAUAAUAUAAGCUUGGAAAAUUUGGCACAAUUUCCAGCACAUUUCAGAGAUGAUUAUACAGGGGAUACUGCGGUGCGAUCAAUGCAUUACACUGACUCUGACGAAUUUGACUACUGCGAUUCGAUAACAAGGUUGGUAUAUCCACAAAGCGCUGAAACUAAGGACUCGAAAUCGGUACUGGUGGUACAACGCGGUGGGAACAAACAAGGAAUCUUAAUAGAGGAAUGCACUGAAACAAAUAAAGAAUGUAGAUUUGCAGAUAGCUUGCCGGUAGGCUACACAUCGACAUGCACUCAGCGCUACACUUUUCGAUCCGUAGUUGUAUUUAUGAAUGGUGAAUUGAAGGAAGAAUUAAUAAAGAUCCCCAGCUCCUGUAAAUGUUCAAUAAAAUUUAGGGGUAAUUAAAAACUGAUCGACUUGGAAAUAUGUGAAGCGACAGUGGAGCUGCAUUGUCAAAGAAACUCUUACUAAUACUCUUAUGCACAUUAGAGAUUAUUCAGAAAUACAUAAACAAUGUAUGCAUAAAAUAUAUCCUGUUGGUGAUAGUUAUGGGCGCUGUGAAAAAAUAAACGGGAAUGGUUUUUUAAAUGGCAAAUUCAUUUA
Molecule: messenger RNA, 973 nt
Organism: Rhagoletis zephyria (snowberry fruit fly)
Lineage: Eukaryota; Metazoa; Arthropoda; Insecta; Diptera; Tephritidae
Product: Spaetzle domain-containing protein
Biological process (GO): innate immune response; central nervous system formation
Cellular component (GO): extracellular region
Molecular function (GO): growth factor activity; Toll binding
Source: RefSeq, a predicted model, not a curated record